UCCUCUCAAACUAGUGUGAAAAUUUUGUAAGAGAAAUGAGAUCAUCAUCCUGGCUCCGGGAGGAUACUGAGUAAGAGAAGACGAACUCCAACUGCAUGACACAGCAAUGGCGAUUUGAAGGGGUAGAGAGCGGAAGGAGUAGAAGGGAAGUCCUCAUUGAUGGACUCAACUGGCCUCAAAUCCCUUCAAAAAGCAACCAACUUCUGUUUUCGACCAAGAGCUUCUCUCUUUCGUCCCUUCAACUUAAUUCAGCUCAAACAUAUUCUCCAUCUUUAUCUUACCUCUUAUCGUAUCUCUCCCCUUUGCACUCUCAAUGGGGAAGCUGAAAUUUGUCAAGAGAGCACUUUGCCCCGUGGUACUGGCGAGGCCGUGAAUGAGGCGUCACGUCCCAAGAUUCUUCAGGUUGUGCUGGUGUCUCCCCAGAUUCCAGGAAACACAGGCGCUGUUGCUAGAACAUGUGCAGCAUCAGCUGUUGGACUGCACUUGGUUGGGCCAAUGGCAUUCAAAGUGGAUAGCAAUAAAUUAAAGCGAGCAGGACUGGAUUACUGGCCAUAUGUGGUUGUUAAAAUUCAUGAUUCAUGGGCAGACUUUCAAGAUUAUUUCAGGAAGCAGGAGGGUGAAAAGCGGCUGCUAGCAUUUACUAAGAGGGGAACAAAAGUUCAUUCAGAGUUUUCUUACAGAAAAGGCGAUUAUCUUUUAUUUGGUUCUGAGACGAGUGGGUUGCCUCCUGAAGCCCUGCAAGACUGCAAUUCUGAACCUUAUGGUGGUGGUACUAUCCGAAUCCCAAUAGUUGAAACUUAUGUCAGAUGUUUGAAUCUUUCUGUAAGUGUUGGCAUAGCAUUAUAUGAAGCUUCCAGACAACUGAACUACGAGCAAAUUCAAACACCUUCUGUAACAAGUACUGAUACAGCAGAAUCAUUAAUUACUGAGGACAUUUUUGGUUGAAAACUGAAAAUUACUGCAAAUUAUAAAACAUCCUAACCAGGUGUAUUUCAUUCUUCCAGAUUGAGCAUUACUUUUCUUGAUCAAUUCAGAUGCAAAAAUCUAUUAAAUAUAAUGGGACCUAGUCAAUUAUAAAUGUCCUGUUGGUCA
Messenger RNA from Neltuma alba, 1092 nucleotides. RefSeq names its product putative tRNA (cytidine(34)-2'-O)-methyltransferase. The transcript has 7 exons. The coding region runs from base 160 to 945 and encodes 261 amino acids. Gene Ontology annotation, molecular function: RNA binding; RNA methyltransferase activity. The record is from RefSeq and is a predicted model, not a curated record. Gene Ontology annotation, biological process: wobble position ribose methylation. Lineage: Eukaryota; Viridiplantae; Streptophyta; Magnoliopsida; Fabales; Fabaceae.